AUGUCGCUAAAUAAAAUAGAAGUCCUACCAACAUCCUCGUCUCACAUCACCCCAGGAUGGGCAUACGUUCCCGAUACUCGAUAUGGCGCCUCCACCAGCACUGGAAGGGCUGCUGGCGGUCGCACGCGAGCUGUGCGCGAGCUAGGGGGCGCUGGACGUGCGGAUGUGUCGUCGAGGCAAAAUACUGCUACACUACGACAUCUCACGGAGCUAGAUCGAGAGAAUCAUAAAGAUACGCAUAUUCCUAUUCCAACGAAGCAAAAGGCUGCGACGGCGAAAGACAAACCCAGGGGCAAAACAACCUCCAACGUCCGUCGCAUCCUAAUGUCCCAAAAAACUUUUAAAAACUACCUAGAUGACGAGGAGGCAGCUCUUGCCCAAGGCCAUUCUCAAGCCUUAGCAACAAUCACAUCAUCCAUCGCUGCUACAUCCACCACAGCUACUCCUGGACGUUCUGCCCUUAAAUCAAGCAAAUCUAACACUCCACACACUUCAUCUCGUCCCGCCACACCCAAAAAGUCAACUCCAGCUACUGCAAACCAAUCUCCGGAACCACUCAAUGCAGCCUCUUCUCAAGUUUCCACGUCCACUUCACACCAACAGCAACGGAACCAACAACUAAUCGUCUCCAACUACGACAACGACCCCCUUCUCCGCUCCUACAUUCCCUCCGCACCGUCAGAGAAACUUAUGCAACAGCUUCUCGCCGAGCCACCUCUGUCAUACAAUGCAUCUCGCGCAACCCAUGCUACAACAACGCUGCCUGGACGAACAGCGGGUCCCACGAAACCUCCACGUCACUUUUGUAGCAUAUGUGGAUACUGGGGAAGAGUGAAGUGCAUCAAGUGUCGAACGAGGGUAUGUGGGUUGGAAUGCUAUCGGAUUCAUGAGGAGACUAGGUGUGAUCGGUUUUAUGCGUGA
Paracoccidioides brasiliensis Pb18 is the source of this 921-nucleotide messenger RNA. RefSeq lists its product as uncharacterized. The coding region runs from base 1 to 921 and encodes 306 amino acids. The transcript is spliced from 2 exons. Gene Ontology annotation, cellular component: Swr1 complex. Gene Ontology annotation, biological process: chromatin remodeling. Gene Ontology annotation, molecular function: nucleosome binding. The record is from RefSeq and is a predicted model, not a curated record.